GAAUCUAGAUAUCUUUUUUGUUGUUGAAAUUUUAGAUGACAUUCAUGCAUAAGUUAUGGAAUCAAAAGUUCAGCAACGUUCAAAGGAAUGGUUUCAAAUUCGUAAAUCUGUGUUCCUAACAUCAUCAAAGUUUGGAGAUGCUCUUGGUGUUGGGAUGGGAAAGCCGUAUGAUUUCUUUCUCUCUCUAAUUUCUGAAGAUACUGACGAAGAGGAGGAGGAAGAGGAAGAAGUUGAGUCCUCCAAUACAAAGCAUGGACUUACUAUGGAGGAGAUCAUCCUGGAAUGCUAUCAAUUGCUGACAGGACACAAAACCCGCGAUUCUGGGUUUUGGAUGUCUAAAGAUAGGAUUCUUCAAGAUUUGAUUGGAAGUUCUCCCGAUGCCGUUGUUGUUGAUGACGAAAAUAAAGACAUUGGACUUUGUGAAUUCAAGGCGCCCAUUUUUAGAAUGUACAAGAAAGAAAAUUCAGUACAUGGUAUUCCAAGGCACUACAUGGCCCAAAUUCAAGGACAGCUUGCCAUAACUGGAUUACCGUGGUGCAAUUUUUUAGCUGUGUGUAAAAAUACUAAAGAAAUAAUGCUUAAGAAAGUGUAUUUUCAUUCAGAGUACUGGGACAAUGUAGUGAAAAUUCUCAAGCAGUUUUGUUAUGCUCUUCAGGAUGCAAAAUUAAGAAAAGAAUUGGGAUAUGAGCCGUUGGAUUUUGAAGGAGCAAGAAAACUACAAACUUGGCCGGUACAGAUUGAUUACCUGCCAGGGGAGCUGUCAAUUCAAGUUGAAGAUAUUCUCCAAAUAGAUAAACGUGGCCGAUUUAGUGGACCAUCCAAAGUUUGGUUGUCGUUUGACUUCCUUGUUGGACAGUCAUAUUCUUUACCCCAAAGGUUAAAAGGAUAUGCAGACAAGAUGAUUCUGGAUGUGGAUGAACAAAUUAGUUGUAAAAAAAGGAAGACCGAAGAAGGAGAAGGAAACAGUCAAAAGACAUUUACAUCCAAUGGACAUUCAUGAGAGUUCUUCAAAAUAAUUUUUGAUAGGAAAUGUGACAAAUUUUCAUUUUACUCAACUACUUGCUUAGGAUUCAUGCGCUACUGUAUUACUUUCACAUUGUUUAUUGAUGUUCAAGUUAAAA
This is a messenger RNA of Magallana angulata, 1121 nucleotides long. RefSeq lists its product as uncharacterized. The coding region runs from base 56 to 1000 and encodes 314 amino acids. The record is from RefSeq and is a predicted model, not a curated record. The transcript has 3 exons. NCBI's taxonomy places the organism in Eukaryota, Metazoa, Mollusca, Bivalvia, Ostreida, Ostreidae.